AUGGCAGGCGUGGGCACUCCCGUGAAGCUUCUCUACGAAGGUCUCGGCCACACAGUGACCGUGGAAAUCAAGUCAGGCGAGGUCUAUCGCGGCGUCCUCGAAAACGCGGAAGACAACAUGAACUGCCUCCUUCAGACCGUCACCGUCACUCACCGGGACGGCCGCGUUGUGUCACUGGAGCAAGUCUACAUCCGCGGCAGCCAAGUCAAGUUCAUUGUCUUCCCCGACAUGCUGCGGCACGCCCCCUUCUUCCGCAUGAUGGACAAGUCGGGCAAAUACAAGAGGCCGCUCGGCCUUGUCGGCAUGCGGCGCGCGAUGAACAUGCGCGCGCGCGGCGCUCGCGUGGCGCGAGCCCGUGGCGGCGGCCGCGGAGGCGGACGAGGCGGAAUGAUGUAA
Molecule: messenger RNA, 396 nt
Organism: Besnoitia besnoiti
Lineage: Eukaryota; Apicomplexa; Conoidasida; Eucoccidiorida; Sarcocystidae
Product: LSM domain-containing protein
Exons: 3
Coding region: 1-396 (131 amino acids)
Biological process (GO): spliceosomal snRNP assembly; RNA processing
Cellular component (GO): U1 snRNP; precatalytic spliceosome; U4 snRNP
Molecular function (GO): RNA binding
Source: RefSeq, a predicted model, not a curated record